Aphanomyces astaci is the source of this 2306-nucleotide messenger RNA. RefSeq lists its product as hypothetical. Gene Ontology annotation, cellular component: cytoplasm; nucleus. Gene Ontology annotation, biological process: protein ubiquitination; DNA damage response; ubiquitin-dependent protein catabolic process. Gene Ontology annotation, molecular function: ubiquitin activating enzyme activity. Bases 221 to 2257 code for a protein of 678 amino acids. Lineage: Eukaryota; Oomycota; Saprolegniomycetes; Saprolegniales; Verrucalvaceae. The record is from RefSeq and is a predicted model, not a curated record. The transcript is spliced from 14 exons.
AACUGGCAAAGACCACAAGUUCCAUGGGCGAACAGACACCUCCUCUUCCGAUGACUCUUGCGAAGGACUACUACACUCGACCGUUGCUUCUGUUUGGCUCAACAUGGAUGAAAUCCAUUGCCAGGAUGCAGAUCCUCGUCGUUGGAUUGCGUGGGGUGGGGGUGGACAUUGGUAAGAAGUGUGCACUGUACACUUCUUAUGCUGUUGCAACUUAUUCCUUAUGGCCAACUUGUCAGUGCGCACUCUGCUAAGCCAUAGCCUCAAGUCUAUUACAAUCCACGACGACGACUGUGUCCGAGACGACGAUAUUGCAUCGCAUCCUGCAUACAUGCGAGUGGAUGUUGGUAAGAAGAAAGCCACUGUGAUCAAGGAACGACUGGCCGGCACGAGCCCCCCCUCCACUGUCCUCUUGUCGCUGUCUGGAACACUCACGUCAGAUUUGCUGCUGAAUUAUCACGCAGUUGUGUUUUCAAGCGGACCGCUAUCCCGGGAAGAAAUCAUUGGGUUGAGUGAAUUCUGCCAUGCGCAGAGCCCUCCCAUUGGUGUCGUGGUGGCCGAGAGCCGAGGAUUGCUCGGGUCAGUAUUCGUCGACUUCGGUAGCCCCCACACCGCGACGGAAGAUGAGAGCUUCGAGUUUACUGUCGUUCAAAUGAACGUCGCUGGAGGCUCUGUGGUCGUGCAAGAGCAAUGCAUCCACCUGCUGGUACAACAAGGCGACUUGGUCGAGUUUGCCUUUUGCCAUGCUGGUGGCGACAGUGCCGACCUGACGUGGCUCCAUCGCCGGCAGUUUCCCGUCGUUCAAGUGGCGCCCCCGUCCGGAUUAGUCGUGAAUUUCGGUGUGUCGCCGUUGUUUGUGUUUGAUUUGACCCAGCACACCCGCCUCAAACUCAAGAAAAUACGUGGCACGCGGACCAUCCAGCACAAAUCGUAUCGGGAAAACAUCGUCGCACCUCAACUUGUCGCGUGCCCGUACUACAUCUCGUCCAAAGACAACGAGCGCAACAUACAUUUGCAUUCGAUUUUGCAUGGGCUGUACAGCUACCGCCAACGCCACGGCUUCUUCCCCCAAGUUAACAACGCGCACCAUGCCCAAGAAGUUGUCAACUUGACCAAGGACUUCGUCGCAAAUACUGCUGCCGCCGCCGCGUUCGGGCGUACUGUCGUGUCCGUCCAAGUGGUGCCGGAUGCCCUAACCCUUGAAGUGGCACGUACGGCGUCCGCUGAGUUUGCCCCUCUGAGUGCGUUGGUGGCAGGAAUGGCCUGUCGAGAACUGCUGAAAUUUUGCGGAUUUGGAUGUCCUGUGUCGCAGCUUGUGUACUGGGAUUUGCUGGACUUGCUGCCAAAGGACAUCAAGAAGGAGCGCCAGUUCCAACACGACGCCGCAGGAUCCGUGGGUGAAGCACACGUGUUGGCUUUGUUUGGUCGUGCAGCGGUCGAGCGACUUCGCGAUGCGCGGGUUGUCGUGAUCGGAUGUGGUUCCGUGGGCUGCCAAGUGGUGCAGAAUUUCACUCAAAUGGGGGUGGCCAAGGGCGUGGUCGUCGAUGGCGCCCGUGUCAAGCGACAAGAUUUGGCCACGCAGAGUGCCUAUUGUGAGGCCGACGUAGGUCUCAACAAAGCGCAUGCUGUUCAGACGCAUUAUCCAACAUGGACUUCCGUCCCCGUGCAUCUUCAACAAAGCCAUCACGUGCAUUUCAACCAUUCGUUUUGGCAACCCACGGACGUUGUCGUGAGCACCGUCGACUCCGAUCACACCACAUUGCACUUGGACGACGAGUGUUUUACGUACGAAAAGCCAUGGGUAUUGGGCCAUUCGCACGGCCACCACACGUUUACCCAAACGUUUGUCCCACAUAUCACGGAGCGAUGGGUGGAAACAAAACUGCUCAACACAUCCUCCCCGUCGUCGUCGUCGUCGCCGCUGUUCCUGCUAGACCGCGUCACAGCCCUCCGCGCGUCGAUUUCCCCGCCGCUCAAGUCGCUCCCCCAUGGUGUGGACCAAACCGACUCGUCCGCGUUUGAAAUCCAUCACAUGGUGCAGUGGGCGCGCACAGUUUUCGACGACGCAUUCCAUCAGAGCCUCGUGUGUCUUCGUGCGACCUGGACCGACCGCAUCGGGUCCUCUCGAGGCAAGCGGCGCGACCCCGCCUUCAUCCGCAUGGCCAGCGAAGCGUACAGUCGAUGCCAAGCGCUGACGUCCGUCGCCGCGUGCGUCGACAUGGCACGGUGGUUCUUGGAGGUACUUGCGUUGAAAAUGUGAUUUCAUAUGUGACACCGUUUGGUCUCUCGGUAACCAGACUGCACUUGCC